Molecule: messenger RNA, 14612 nt
Organism: Alosa sapidissima (American shad)
Lineage: Eukaryota; Metazoa; Chordata; Actinopteri; Clupeiformes; Clupeidae
Gene: stard9
Product: StAR-related lipid transfer (START) domain containing 9
Exons: 32
Coding region: 221-12982 (4253 amino acids)
Biological process (GO): microtubule-based movement
Molecular function (GO): ATP binding; microtubule motor activity; lipid binding
Source: RefSeq, a predicted model, not a curated record
AGCAGGAAGUCUGAACGAACGCGCUCAGUCACAUUCUCCGCUGUGACCUCGGAGGACAUGGGCUAAAUUCAACCAGGCGCACUAGCAUGAAUUACUGGACUAAAUCGCCGAUUCAUCGGUCCCAUGCCAUCAGUAAGCAGGCGUGGGAAUUAAUCAACGAGAGCAGUCCGAAGUUGCCAUCCGUCUAGCGGCUAACGUGCCGCUGACUGGAGUCGGCAACAUGGCAAACGUUAAAGUGGCGAUUCGAGUACGUCCACUGAAUUCCAGGGAAAGCGUGGAUGGAGGACCAACCGCAGUACAAGUGGAGGACAAGGUGGUGAGGAUCAAGAAUAUGAAGUCUCUCUCCCUGCAGCUGGAGGGGCGUGCUGACUCGCGGGAGCGUCUGAUGGAGUUUGGCUUUGAUUACUGUUACUGGUCUGUGGACCCCGAGGGGCCCAACUAUGCAUCCCAGGAGGAGGUGUUUCAGGACCUGGGUGUGUCAGUGCUGUCCGGAGCAUCAGAAGGCUAUAAUGUGUGUCUGUUUGCGUAUGGCCAGACGGGAUCAGGGAAGACCUACACCAUGAUUGGCACCCCUGACUCCAUGGGACUGACUCCAAGGAUUUGUCAGGGACUUUUCAGGUCUGGAGAGGAUUCUCCAGAUGAACAGAGCUCUUGUCGUGUGGAAGUAAGUUUCCUGGAGAUCUAUAAUGAGCGCGUGCGGGACCUGUUGAGGGGUGUUGACCAGAAGAAGCCGGCCGGGCUGAGAGUGAGGGAGCAUCCAGAGACGGGCCCAUAUGUACAGGGUUUGUCCCAGCAUCAAGUCACCGACUACAAGCAGACCCUGGAUCUGCUGGAGAGAGGCAUUGGCAACCGCAUCACCGCGGCAACUCACGUCCAUGAUGCCAGCAGCCGGUCACACGCCAUCUUCACCAUCCAGUACACGCAGGCUACUCUAGAGAAUAACCUCCCCUCCGAAAUUGUGAGCAAGAUCAACCUUGUGGAUUUGGCUGGCAGUGAGAGAGCCGACCCACACUACUGCAGGGAUCGCAUCACCGAGGGAGCCAACAUCAACAAGUCUCUGGUUACCCUGGGCAUUGUCAUCUCUGCCCUGGCCCAGAACUCGCAGAUGUUCAGCAGCUGUCAGAGCAUUAACAGCGUGGCCAGUGAGGGGGAGGGCAGCCUGUCCAGCACCCUGUCCAGCUCCCUGUCAGCGUGCAGCGGCCGCAGGCACUGCUACAUCCCCUACAGGGACUCCGUCCUCACCUGGCUGCUCAAGGACAGCCUGGGGGGCAACUCCAAAACCAUCAUGAUAGCCACGGUUUCCCCCUCCUGCAGCAGCUACAACGAGACCCUCAGCACCUUGCGCUAUGCAGCCCAUGCAAGGAACAUCGUCAACAAACCCAGAGUCAAUGAGGAUGCCAAUGUAAGGCUGAUCAGGGAACUGCGGGAGGAGAUAGACCGUCUGAAGAGCAUGCUGCUCAACUUUGGAAUGAGGAACCCCAGCCCCUCCCUGAGUGAUGAGAGAGAGGGGAGCCUGUCUGACAUUGUGCUUCAGAACGAGCUCAAGGUUGACCAGCUGACAAAGGACUGGUCGGAAAGCUGGACUCACAAGCGGGAGCUGCUGGAGCAGUACAGUGUGGACAUCAACCGUGACCGCGCCGGCUUCCUGGUCCACUCCCUGGUGCCGCACCUCAUCGCGCUGGACCGGGACGUCCUGAGUACUGGAGUCACUUUCUACCACCUCAGGGAAGGGUUAACCAGAAUUGGACCUCAAGGGAAUGGUCAGGAGGAACCUCAAAUAGUCCUGCUUGGUGGCGCUAGCUGUGAGAUUGAGAAUCAGUGUGGGGUCGUAACCUUGAGGCCUCUACCAGGCCAGGUGUGCAUAGUGAAUGGGCGAGAGGUGACAGAGCCGUGCAGACUAGCACAAGGUGCAGUGAUAAGCCUGGGCCAGUAUAAAUUUCGGUUCAACCAUCCAGCAGAGGCUGCUCUCCUGAGAGAGCGGAGACAGACCAGUGAGGGUGCCCUACACGACAGCCUAUCUGCACUCUGCUCUCUCAGUGCUGAUCCGAGCGUGGAGGGAGCUGGUUGCCCGGGUGACACACCUCCUCCCUGGCGGCGUGUGGAGGAGCAGCAGCGCUUUGUGGACCUCCUACGUGAGGAAAUCCAGGUGGAGCAGAGGAAAGCAGAGCGGGACCUGGAGAUGGAGCAGGCCCACCUCAGACAGCAGCAGUCGGAGAUUCAGCAGUGGGUCCUGAAGCAGAAGCAGCGGCUAGCAGCCAUAGAGCAGAAGGUCACAAAGGAGUUGGGGGUGCAGACCGACCUACUGACCCCUCCCAUGAUGGAUCUGGGGUCUUUGAGGUCUGAGGACCAAGACCAGGAGGGCAGUCGACCCCCAUCUGUGGUUGGUGAUUGCAAGCAGGUGGUGCAGGAGGAGCUGCUCCGACAUCAUGCGUUACGCCGAGCGGAAAACCGAAUGAGACGCAAGCGGCUGCACUACCAGCUGCAGAGGAUCGCGCGCAAGCGCCACCUGCUGGAGGCCAAGAGGGAGCUGCAGCGUCUGGUGAACAGUGUACCACCAGGUCAAGACGGCCCCUCAUCUCCUGAAUCAGACUCGGGUUCAAGGCGGCAGCCCCUACUUCUACGAAGGCAUUCUUUUUCUGCUGAUCUGUUGUCACGUCUCUAUCCCCAACACACCCCCAUCUUCAGUCAAUUCCUGAGGAGGAACAAAUCAUCAGAGUUCAUGUCACUCUAUCAGUGGUCCACUGGUCUAGGAAGACACUCCUCUGAUGAAUACUUUCGAGAUCAGCCAAUGAGAGGGCGCUCUCAUACACUACCCUCAGGUUAUGGGAGAGGGAGCAGAAGCAGGGCCAGUUCCUCUGAGAACCUGAAAACGCCCCUGAGGGAGAGGAAUACCCCUGAGCCCGGCAGUGGAAAGUCGUCUGGCUAUAAAGCUGGGCCAUCCAGACGCGGUUCCCUGCCUAGGAGUAGGUCAAAUAGUCAAAGUAAAUCCUCAGAGGACACGACUCCAGAUACAAAUUCUAAGGCCACAAAGAAACAUGUGCCUAUAAUUGGCAAAGCAAGUCUACAAAAGAACUCUACAAAAGGAGUGAAAAAUGGCUCUCAUGGAGGCAGUAAGGGUUUAGAGACGAUUCGGAAGGUUUUCUCACGUUCGGUGGGCCCUGGCAUCAAAACUGCACUCGCAAGGGUCUUCCGCAAGCCUCCCUUAGGCCUGCGAACAGGCAGGGGUGCCAAGCCUCUCAAAGCCCCAGGGAAAUUGACUGUGAAACCAGGCAAAGAAAAAGAUACUUUAGACAAUACAGAAAAACAAGGGCAAGGACUCAUGAAGGCAACGGUGUCUUUAGACAACCUGGAGCAAACAACAGCAGCGACUCCAAAAGAAGACACAACCCAGAGGCGCUGGCACAGUGCCGAGGCCCUGUCCCCUCAGACGAUGAGGUGGGAGGGGAGACAGCAGGACCUAGCGCACUGGAUCGAGAACCUCCAGGAAGAGGAAGGAAACCCUUCAGACUGUGACAGCCUCUUCUCGAUGGACUCCCUGUCCUCCGCUUACGCUGCAGCCCUGGCAGACCAGCUCAGGCAGGAGGAGUUGGAGAGGGAGCACAGUGAGACAGAGAGUGUAGGCAGUGGAAUGUCUGAGGACUCACUAGUCAUGGACAGCAGUGUAAACCACCCAACUGUAAGACCUGCUGUGAGACAUCAGCAAGUACCACGCCAUCUUUCACUCUAUAGUAAUGCUUCUCAGGCAGUGGGAAAGGAAAGAAUCACUGAGGACGGUCAACAACAAAGGAAAGAGGAAGAGGUGGUUAUGGAAGCAUCAGAUGAAAUGCCCGCAGAGGUUUACUGGAGCUUGUGUGGAUCUCCAAAAGUCAAAGCACGAACUGUAUCUGUAGGCACGCCAGGGACUGACCAUGAGAGACAGUCUAUUACAGGCCUCGUUUGUGGAGAUAAAGUUGUAUCAAAGAUGAGUGAAGAACCGUCCAGCUGUCACGUAACACAGCAGAGCACACCUCGUUCCCUCAGCAGCUCCAGUAUCAGAGAGCCUGAGUGCAUGCUGGCUUUAACUGACGCCUGGUCUUCCAUGGAUGCUGCCGAUAGCCCCAGGAUCCCUAGGCCUUCCCCAGGACAUAGAGCUCCCUGUCACCUGCUCAAGGAAAGCGACAGGAGCCUGAGCCCCAGCAGUCCAGAUCUGUCUGACCACAUGAGUGAGUCUGAGUGCCAGAGCUCAUUUUCUGCUGAAUCCACAGAAGGUGAGAACACAGUGCUACAAGCAGAGAGGUAUUGGGAGUCUGAUAGAAGUGCUGAAGAGCCAGCAAGUUGCUUUUUAAGAACUUCAUCUGAAGUGGUGCUAAGCUCAGGAAACACCCUGACUCUGGCCAGUGAGGAGAUGGUCAGUGAAAGUGCUGAACUAAGAACUUUGACUGAAGUGGUGGUGCUAAGCUCAGGAAACACCCUGACUCUAGCCAGUGAGGAAAUGGUCAGUGCAUCUGAUGAACUGAUGAACUCUCAAAAUGAUGUAGAACUGAGACACAUUCAGGCAGAGUUGGUUUUGGUAGAAGAGACACAGCUGAUGGACCCACAUGUACCUGGUGCUAUUGAUCAGAUGAUCUGGUCCAAAAAGACCCUGUCAAUGGCAGUCAGUGUUCCAAACGGAGUAGACACAGUUGACAGGGAGUACAUGUCUGCAACUAAACAGUCAAAAUCAAUGGAUCUCACCUCAAAUUCAGUGAAUGCAGCUGUUGGUCAUUUAGGGGAGUCAGUUACAGAAUGUCCAGUAAGUACUGCACGCGCAAACUCCAAAGGUAGUGCAAGAACAACAUUAGGAAAUGUGGCAGAAGACAUUAAAAAACACGAGUCUAAAGAAUCCGUGCAUAUAGUCAAUAGUAUGUCCCUUGAUUCCUGUGAUGUUGAACAUCAUGUUCAUGAUGAGCCUCAGGCAGGUUUGACUCUUAAAAGCACUUUAAAAGGAAUACAUGAUCAGUGCCUACCAGUGAAUUCCAGUCAUUAUCUCCAACCUACAGCAUCUGGAAGUCUUAUAGCUUUCGAUCUAAUCGAGCAGAGCUUGUUCGAUGUACCCAAAGCACAAAUUCAUCUUACCAAAGUGGAUGUUAUCGGAUCUUCUGGUGGGGGUAGUGGGGAAAGCACUGAGAGCAUCGUUGCUCAUGCUGUGGAAGGCUACAUUGAAACAACAUGUAAAGAAAUCCCUGCAUACAUCAAAGAUUUUCCUGUGAGCAUCAAAGCACAGCAAGCAAAAGAUGUGCUUGAUAACUUCAGGCAUGUUACCCAUUGCACUGCAGCUGAAACUGUCCAGAAUCAAGAGUCAGAGCCUCACGAUAUCACAUGUAGGAAGUCAAGAAAAAGGAUCAAAGAUGGCCAAGAUGCAUGUACUAGCACUUUAAAAUUCCCCAAAAGAUGUCAUUCUUCCCCAGAAAAAAACAUACAUGUGACUCCAGAUAAGACUGACAAAGACUUGAAAGAGAGUUACAACAAUGAACUUAAUCAAUCUUUCACUUCUAAAGAGGAAUGUUUUGUGGAGAAGAAGCCAUGCCAUGAAGAAAAGUAUGUUUUCAAACUGAAUACUGCAGAAAAGAAUAUUGAGAAUGAGCUUAAGACUACAGCUCACGCUAAUCCAAGGAGUUUCGGCACAAAUUAUUCUUGCAUUAUUAAUAAAAAAAUAUCAGAAGUAGUGCAAGAACAUCUAGAAAUGUCAGCUGAUAGUGACCAACAGCAUCUAUUCUCUGUUACUAACAGUGGUUCUUCAAAGAGUGUAAAAGAAAUCGGCGUAGAGUGUACACAACAGCAGCACAGCUCAGACACUGUUCAGGAUUACUGUCUUUCAUCCUCUCAAACAGUAUCCCUCUCGCCACAGUGUCUGACGUUAAAUCAAAACGACACGGUCACAAAAGAUGUACCAAGUUGCAGUCACCAGCAAGACUUUGGAUCACUCCAAGUUGUCAAAGACCAAACAGGUUGUGGGAGUAAAGAGGUCAACGCACACAUGGACACAAAGAGUCCAAGGAGCAGUGCUGGACGCACAAGUGAGGAAAGUUUAGACAAAGGCUUGUCUGUAUUACUACAACAGGAUAUCCCAAAGGAAUUGCAAAUGGAUAGCAGUAAGUCGAAACGAGACAUAAUGCUUGCCACAUUAAAAGAAGCUGGGAAAGCAGUUCAGUCAGAUGUAUGUAACCUCAGUGCCAAGCUGGAAAAGGGGACUCUUAGUGCUGGCAGCUCAGUGCAACACACAGAUUCACUGAAAGUAGCAACCACAGAGAAAGACAAGGCCUCUGUCAUGACUGGGCAACUUGGAGUUUCUGAAAGCAUCCCACCUCCCGCUGUUGAAGGUGCAGUCGGAGAAUAUGCCACAUUCACAAAGCAACACACAGAAUCAUUCAAAGUAGCAAACACAGUGAAAUACAAGGCCUCUGUAAUGACUGGACAAUGUGGAGUAUCUGAAAGCAUUCCAUCCCCCACUGCUGAUAGUGCAGUGAGAGAAUCAGCCACAUUAUCAAUACAACACACAAAACCACUGAAAGAAGCAAACAUUGAAAAACAUGGUGGCUCUGUCAUGACUGGACAAUGUGGAGUAUCUGAAAGCAUCCCACGUCCCGCUGUUCAAGGGCCAGUCAGAGAAUCAGGCACAUUCACAAAGCAACACACAGAAUCAUUCAAAGUAGCAAACACAGUGAAAGACAACGCCUCUGUCAUGACUGGACAGUUUGGAGUAUCUGAAAGCAUCCCAUCCCCCACUGCUGAAGGUGAAGUUGGAGAAUCAACCACAUUCGUAAAGCAGCAUACAGAAUCACUCAAGGUAACUAACACAGUAAAAGACAAGGCCUUUGUCAUGACUGGACAAUCUGGAGUAUCUGAAAGCAUCCCACCUCCCGCUGUUGAAGGUGAAGUUGGAGAAUCAACCACAUUCGCAACGCAGCAUACAAAAUCACUCAAGGUAACUAACACAGUGAAAGACAAGGCCUCGGUCAUGACUGGACAAUGUGGAGUAACUGAAAGCAUCCCACCCCCCACUGCUGAAGGUGCCGUCGGAGAAUCAACCACAUUCUCAAUACAACACACAAAAUCACUGAAAGAAGCAAACAUUGAGAAAAAUGAUGGCUCGGUCAUGACUGGACAAUCUGGAGUAUCUGAAAGCAAACCAUCCCCCACUGCUGAAGGUGAAGUUGGAGAAUCAACCACAUUCGCAAAGCAGCAUACAGAAUCACUAAAGGUAACUAACACAGUGAAAGACAACGCCUCUGUCAUGACUGGACAAGGUGGAGUAUCUGAAAGCAUCCCACCUCCCGCUGUUGAAGGUGCAGUCGGAGAAUCAGCCACCUUCACAAAGCAACACACAGAAUCACUCAAAGUAGCCAACACGGGAAAAGACAGGGCCUCUGUUAUGACUGGACAGCUUGGAGUAACUGAAAGCACCACAUCCCCCACUGUUGAGGCUGCUGUUGGAGAAUCAGCUGCAUCAUUUGUAAAACGAGAGCUUGCAAAGAAUGGUGUAAAUGGUUAUGACAUCCCUCCAGAAGACAAGAUUUGCAACAUAUUGCCAGUGCUUUGUCCUAGAGAGGGAGAAAAUGUCCACUUUGAGCAAACCCAUGUGCAAAUACAAAAUUUAAGUAAAUGUGUUGCAUCUGAAAUGUAUCCAGUUGACUUAAAUGGACAGAGCACACCGAGUUCUCACUUGAACAAUCUACUAAAACAGACUGAAAAUAUUUGGAUACCGGAGCCUCCCACUGAACAAUCAACACUAAUAUUUGCUCAGCAUAUGCCAAAUAGCCAAGAUAAUCAAUCAAGGCAUUCACACAGUACUUCUUACUUGACAGAACACACAACUCAAAACCUAAACAAAAAUGGGAAAACAUUCAGUUCACAGAUGACAGUCAAGGCCCCACAACAUAGAAUUACUGAUAAACAUCCAUGUAAUGAAUCAUCCAUACGAAACUCAAACACCCUGAAAUAUCAAGAGAUCUUACAAGGUCAUGCUAGCAUCCAGCAAUGCCCUUUUGACAAAACUAUAGCCAGUAAUUCUAGUGACCACUUACUGGAUACUGAGGGAAAUACAGUAGGUGAAGAUGGUUUAAUUCAGAGGGGGGAGCACAAUGGCAGUGCUUUGUCCAUAACAUCAUGCCACAAACCCCCAGAAUUCAAUGCUGUACUUCAAGUCCAGGCAGACCAACAGCGAGAACAUUUUCAGCAUGCUGAAUUAAAUGUGUCACAUCUUUCCCAAACAAAUACCAAACAAUUUAACACUCAAGGACCUAAGUACAUUAACAAAAUUGAGUUGGAGAUUUCAUGUAAUGGAAAGCAUUCACCUGAUGUAUCAGAGGAAAUGUUACAGAGUGCACAUCAGUUAUCCAGCCAAGAGAAACCUAGCUUUCCGUUGUGUAAAAAGACUGUGCAACAAUCAUCAGGAGUGACAUCAAAUCUGAAAGUUACAUCUGUUGAUGUAUGUGGGCUUAGGAAGGCUCAAUGGCAAUUAUCAAAAGGGACGGAAGACAGUGAUUCAAGGGAUGAUUCAAACUUAAGUGGAGACACAAGUAGGUUAGCUCUCACUAAACCCAGAGACUGCAGAGACAACCGAAUAGCUGCUAAUCAGAAAAUGAAGACAAAGAAGUUCAGAAGGGCUCAGGUCAUGGCUCCUCCCAGUUCAUCAAGUGAGUCAGUACCUGACUCUUCUUCAACUGAAAGUAUUCCAGUGAAGAUGCGUCAGUAUAGAUCUUCUGCCAGGACCAGACCUGAACCUCAGGUUGGUAAACAAGAAGAAUCAAGACACGUCAGAUUAGACCCACAGUUUAGUGAAGACCAAAAGUCAAAAACACGCUCCAGUCAAAGUCAAACUUCACUGGAGAGGAAAGUGAAUGAGAGCAGUGCUUUACAGUCUCCUAACAGUAGAGUCUCACUUUCAAAUGCAAAAUUGUCCUCUGCUACUGUGCCUAUUCAACAACAUGAUGAUAAACAGAACUUUGUCCUUACUCAAAAGGAACAUAGACCUACGGAAACAUUGAAUUUGAGUGAGAAAAAAGCUAAUUUCAAUGUUGUUUCACCCGUAAAUGGAAACCAAUGUAAAAUCACAGAUGAUACCCAUUUGAAACACAUUAUAAAUGUGUCUAAACAGUUGAGCGAUACCCAAUUGGAUAAUGAUAUGUUGAAGAAAGAGGACGCCACCAUGCAAUUUGCGUCUAUCGACAUCAAUCCAUUCAUUCACCCGUGGCAAGACACAGAGCCCAAUAAAGCAACCUACAAAAACCAAGUGUUUGGAAGUGCAGCUGAGAUCUGCAGCAAAUACCCACUUCUGAAUUGUCCUGACAAGCAGAUGACUAGAUGUUGCAGUGUGGACAAUGGCCUCAAUGUUCAGAACUCCCCAUUUAACUCCCAUCUUAGCACUUAUGCAAACAGUAGGGGACUGUCCAGUACUCUCAGCAGCAUGGAAGAUUUGAAAGAGCAGGUCAGCACUCAGUCUCAUGUUAUGGCUUGUCGCCAAUCAUCUUUAGAUGAAAAUGGACAGAACCUGACUACAGCAUCUUGCAGCUCCUCUUACAGUGGUGCCUCUGGGGAUUUGGGGAACAGUUCAGGUCUGGUGGAUGAAAUUAUGUUGGUUUAUCCUUCUCAACAAGAGUCCCAGGGCUUGGGAAAUCAAAGCAUUAGUAUGUGUGACCACAGCACUCAGACAAUCACUCAUGGUGUAGACGUGAAGAGAAGAAGGUGCCAUCACCGGAGCAGCACUCAGGUUGAGACAACUUUGCAGGGAAAGGUACCUGCCACUUGGGCCAGUCUUCAGAAUAUGUCGGCUCAUCUGUCCGAGCUGAUACACAACACAUCCGAUCUUCUGGGGAACAUUCAGGGCAUGAGGAGUGGAUCCGUCCAAAGGCAGGAGCACAUCCGGAAGACCAGGCAUCCCAAUCAAACCAGCAUGAAAGAUGGCUCAACCCAAACAACACUGGAUAUUGGGAUACAAACUGAGGAGAUGGACACACAUGGACACCACACUAAGAGCACACGCAAAGCUCCAGUUACAGACACAAAUUCCAAAGCCCAUGAGGUAAAUGUUAUUGUCAAAGUCAUUGGCCCCAAUUCUCUCAGUGUAUCUGAGGGGGAUGAUAUCACUCUUUCUUUGUACGACAGAGGGAGUGGUAGAUUCUCUGAAAAUGUCAAGAGCAUGCCUGACUUACGAGAAAAUAGACCCCCUUCUUCAGGACGGUUGCAUCCUAAAGGCACCCUUUUGAAAAUUCCCUCUCUAGAGACGGUGUUGCCAAGUGACCGCCACAUUACCCCCGAUGUCUCUCCAGUUUUCCCCAAAGACCUGAGCUUUGACAAAGUCUCCCCUUCAGGUUUUGGAUUAUCGACAGUUAGAAGGUGCUCUUCACAGAUAGAUGUUCCAGAAAGUCAAACACCAUGCAGACGUACAAGGAAUUAUUCUUGCAAGCAAGUUAGCUUCACUGACCGUGCCUCCUCUCCUAUUCUCACUGUUGAGGCUGGUGUAGGAGGCCGGGAUAGAAGAACCUCGACACCAUAUCAUGACUUGGCCGAAAGGCAUGAAAGGCACAACCAUACUGAAAAACAGAUUUACACCAGCAAAAUUACCUCUCCUAGGACUGAGCAAUUUCAGACUACCUCUACUAAAAGCAGCCCAGGAGAACUACAUGAUCAGGAUCUUAGGAAGACAUAUAGUUCUUCAGAUAUUUCAAUUGGAACUAUCUCUACUGGACAUAUUAGUGACCUCAGUAAAUCUACUUCAGAUGUUUCUAAUGGAUCCUCGACCAACUCUCAAAUCAAGAACCCGAAUUCCAGAACAUUUUCUCACAGAAAUACCAGUGAAAAAGGAACUGGUCAGGCUCCUUUUCAAACACCUCCCUGUCCACAAAAUCUAAAAUGGGUGCCUUCUCCUUCUCAGUCUACCUCCUCAUACCAACAGCCUCUCCAUGACAGACAACAGAGACAGCUAUUCUCAUCAUUUGACAAUCAGAGAGGACUCGGCCACCAACUCACAGAAACCCCCCACAGAGUGCCAGACAAUCUGAGAACAUUCUGGAAUGGACCAUUUGAGCUGGCAGACACCAGUCAGCAGCACACACUUCAAUAUCAGGACGAUGACCUCAUGUCAGUCACUCCGAGUGAUUGCAACACUGAUGUUUUGGUCAGUAUAAACCCCCUCACUGAAAAUCUGGCCCCGGACAAGCAGCAACUUAUCCCUGAUGACUUACCACUCCACAACAAGUUCAGCAACUGGUCUGGCCUUAGUCAACAGCGACCCCCAAGGCUCACUGGCAGCCCCCAGAGGUUUGAUGACAAAGGCACCCCAGUGCAGAAUCCUCAAAGAAACCGUGUUCUGUCAGAGAGUUUGAGCUCCAGUUUUAACCCUGACCCUGGGGCACACAAGGGUGACCGGAUGAGGGAGAUUGAGCGGCUGCGGAAGGAGAGAGAGAAGGUGAUGGCUAGUGUCCAUUUGGAGAUGAACCCCCACCAGCUCACCGUGGAAAUGGCUGAGGCCAAGUUGCAUUAUGGGUUGGGCGAGACAGAUGCCCUGCUGAAGGUGCUAAAAUCCGGCCCCAGGGAACAGUCGCCACCUCUCACCAAGCAGCACCUGUAUGACAAGCAUAGAAAGAGUAUUGAGGGGCUUAAGCAGAAUCGAGAAGCACGUCUGCAGACGUGUCGUCGUGCUCGCAGUCUCAGUCCCAGCAAACACGGCAGUGUUUCCAAUCGUGACCCAGACUCCUCCCCCAAGAUCAGUGACACACCGACGCGCAGACGGGGGUACCUUCAGCAGCUCCGCCAGGAAGUGGUGAAGACUAGCAGAGUCCCAGAACCUCAGAGGAGGGAGGGCCAGUGUCCCUCUGAGAUUGAGAUCCUGCUGCGGGACUACAGCCGUGCACGUGAGGAGGCGAGGACAGAGAUCGCGCGUGCACGGGAUCGUCUACGCGAGCGCACAGAGCAGGAGAAGAGACGGCUGCAGCAGCAGACUCUGUCUCAGGUGGUCCAGGAUGACUUGCGAACUCGUAACCGUGUGAGCAACAGCACACUCUGCACUGGCUCCAGCCUAAGCCUGGCCUCCAGCCCCACCUCAGGGUACAACAGCAGCAACCCUGUCAUCAUCCGAGACAUGCCGGUCACCGCUGGUGUACUUGAGAUGGGGUCCAAGGUUAUUGCCAGGCCUCCUAUUGGUGGAUCCCAGAGUAUGAGGUCCCAGCGUACAUGGACGUCCGCCCAGGAUAUCCGACUGGAGUUGCAGGGCUCAGGAAGUGACCCUCGUCCGUCCAACUCCCCGUCCUCUCCUCCAUCCCUCCGUCCACGCGCCCUCUCGUUUGGCUCCCCCUCCUCUCUGGCCACGGCCUACCAGGACAUCGCCUCUCAUGCCCUCACUCACGCUCUGGCUGAAGUCCGUUUAGCCAGUGCUGGAGAGUUACGCAACCUGCUGGCAGGGAAGAGUGCUGCUGGAUGGAGGCACCAGGGUUCCGAGCGCGGGGUGCAGGUGUUCCACAAGCCGGGCCCCAGGGCCACUGUGCACGGCUUUCUGGGGGCCAUGGAGCUGCAGAAGCCUGUGGAGAGCCUGUGGAGCGUGAUCCGAGACCACUCCAAAGCCCAUCUCUACAACUCCUCCGUCAGCUCCAGCUGGACCCGAGCACUGGACGAACACACUCAGCUGGUAUACAUGCUGAGCCACCCCUCCUCCUUCAACCUGAAACAACCACGAGAUUUCUGCUGCAUCAGCAUAGAGGCAAAGCAGGACGAGCGCUGGGUGAUGGCCAUGCAGUCCGUGUAUGAGGAGUCUCUGCCGCGGCCCAGCGUAGAUGCCGUCCGAGCCGAGGUGCUGCCCAGUGCCUGGAUCCUGCAGCCCAGCCGCAAGCAAGGCCAAGAGCAAGUCACUGUGAUUUACAUGCUGCAGGUGGACUUGGGUCCUCCCGCCAUUCCUCACAGACUAUUAGGUGCUAUUGCUCGAAAACAGGCCUCUGUCAUUGCUGAGCUUGAUGCCUUUUUUUCCCUGUGAAAGGGUGGCCUGGUCAUGCAGCCUCAUGCAGCAUUAUGCACAAAAGCUGCAGAAGAGUCGCUACGCCUAUAGAUACAGCAAACGCUUCUGGCUAACUAUGGAGCUGAAAGGAGCAGCAACAGCUUCUUGUUAAGCAUGCACACCACUAUAGCUACAAGAUAUGAGUUCAGCUGCAUGGUACAGUAUACACCAGUUUAGCUAUAAAUAUUUGAUGUAUUUUUGUGUGUCUACAUCUGUAGUUUGCAGCUGUACAUAUGAGCACUUCUACGUAUGUGCAGAAGGGCUUGUAAUGUCCUCACUGAAAUUUGCACCUCUUUGUUUUUUUGUUCUUUUUGACUAUGUAAUUAUUAUGUGUUUACGUGACUUGAUUCUAUAUCCGCACUGAUGGAAUGUACACAUUGUGAAUGAUCUGUCUUCCUGGUUUCUAAUGAAGUGUUUUUAUACUGGAGUUAUAUCUAAAUUGUUUUCAGUCACUUGGUGCCAAAGAGUAGUGUAGUUUCAUGUUGUUUACAAUAAUUGUCUUAAUAAUUGCCUUAAUGUUCUCCAUAUGUUAUGACUCCAAAGUGCUCCUUAUCACUCAGCAUAAUCCAUGGUUAUUCAUUGCACAUGAUCAGAGGAUCUGAGAUUUUAAAAGCCUGGUACUUCCUAAACAUAGUAUAGCUGUUAAAAAAUUGUGAAAAUUAGUGUUAUUUGGUGAUUAUUCAGUUAUUGGUAAUAUCUAACUUAUAUUGUAAAUUUAAUUCACAGCUAGGGACUGAACAAAUGCUUUUAUAUAUAAAGGCUUGUGAAAUAUCAAGUGAUGUAGUUUGAACUUGUAUAUUUUGCCAUGUUGUUAGUCACAUGCAGUGUAAAAUGUUUAUUUUAGCCUGCAUGAACAACUAUUUUGUAAUUUACCCACUCAAUCUCCUACGUCUAGUAGAAACAAACCACUUCUUACUGUACAAAAACCACUCUCAAGGAUCAAAUACUUAAAUUUGUGCACUAAAAUAUAUGAUUAUAUUUGUAAAGAUCUAUUUUUUAAACCGAGACCUGAUAAGCUUAUUUUAUGUCUUUUUUUUUAAUCAUAUUUAUGAAUGCCGUCAGUAUUUUAUGUUGGUUUUGUGGCUAGUCUGCGAGUCAGUGGAAUAGAAGCUCCAGCUGUGUGCAAUUAAAGGCCACCAGCUAGCUCUUACUUUUGCGUACCAUUCCAUUUGACAAGAAAAGUUAAAUUAGAUGUCGACGGACCCCUGAUAGCAGUUUUUUGUCAAUUCUUAUCAGAGUCUUAAUUAAAUAGUUAUAGAGAUCUGGAAGCUUUUUUUGUUGUUGGAGCACUGUCUUGAUUCCCCCAGUGAACCCAAAAAGAAGGACCUAGAGGUCUCCAUUUCCUCUGGGGCAGGAAAAUAUGCAGAGGAAUUGUUCUCCUUUAAUUUAGAAUAGACGUUACAAGAUCAUUGUACAACCGUUAAAUGAAUCUGUACAUAUCUAAAAAUGUAGCAUUUGACAGAAAUGUGCACCAUUUUAAAUAUAUGUAAUUUAUCAUCUGUAUUUGUGGUAUUUCCUCUGUAUCUAAAUAUUUUUAUACAUCUACAAAAUGUUUAAUUUAUGUGCACAAGUGCAUUAUUUUCUUAAAUACACAGACUUUUCUCACAUA